UCUCAUUUUCUCUAUCUAAGUUGUGUAUUAACUCUACCUCUUUUUGAACUAAUUAGCUAGCUUUCGUUUUCUUGAGUGAAUAGAAAAAUGGUAACAGCUGUGGUUAGAGCUGCUACUAUGGUGAUGCUGCUGCUUUUGAGCUGCAGCGCAUGCCAGGCGCAGCUUUCUCCUACAUUUUAUGCUAACACAUGCCCAAACGCACUUAGCACUAUUCGCACAUCCAUCAGAUCCGCCAUCGCACGAGAACGUAGAAUGGCUGCAUCUCUAAUCCGCCUUCAUUUCCAUGAUUGCUUUGUUCAGGGUUGUGAUGCCUCAAUCUUACUAGACAAUUCCCCUUCAAUCACAAGUGAAAAGUUUGUAACUCAAAACGACAACUCUGUAAGAGGUUUUGAAGUCAUUGAUCAGGCAAAAUCUGCUGUGGAGAACGUAUGUCCUGGAGUUGUAUCUUGUGCAGACAUCCUAGCAGUUGCAGCCAGGGAUGCAUCUGAAUACGUAGGUGGCCCAUCUUGGAAAGUGAAGCUUGGAAGGAGAGAUUCUACCACUGCUAGCGCAAGUCUGGCUAGCAGUCAACUUCCUCGUUUCUCAGACAGCCUUCAAAACCUUAUUCGUCUCUUUGGAAGCAAGGGCCUUAAUGAAAGAGACAUGGUUGCUUUGUCAGGUUCUCAUACAAUAGGACAAGCUCAAUGUGUUACAUUCCGGGAUAGGAUAUACAACAAUGCAAGUGACAUCGAUGCUGGAUUUGCUAGCACACGUAGACGCAAUUGUCCGGCUACUUCUCCCAAUGGUAAUGGAAAUUUGGCACCACUUGAUCUGGUGACUCCUAAUUCCUUUGACAACAACUACUUCAAGAACCUGUUGCAAAAGAAAGGUCUUCUCCAGUCGGAUCAGGUCCUGUUUAGCGGUGGAUCCACAGAUAGCAUUGUCAACGAGUAUAGCAGGGAUCCUUCAACUUUCAGCUCUGAUUUCGCAUCUGCCAUGAUCAAAAUGGGAGAUAUCGAACCUCUAACAGGUUCAGCUGGGAUAAUAAGGAGGAUUUGUAGCGCUGUCAACUAGAUGAAUAUGCAUCUGAACACCAAAACUGCUACAAUAAUAUUGAAGUUCACCUGAUUAUCUCCCUAAAUUGGAGAUCUUUUUUGUCUUAUGUUUAUUUCUCUCUUUUUGAGUCUUCUCUUAUUCUUUCAAGUGUAAAGUAGUUAUAAUGCUUUCUUUUCUGCCUCCAGUUGUACUGCGUCGCAUGUGAUCAAUAAACAAUAUCUGAAUUAAUUUCCGUAUCCUGGGACACUAGCAUUAUCUCCCUGAACUAAGCAUUUUUCGC
Durio zibethinus is the source of this 1315-nucleotide messenger RNA. Its product is annotated as lignin-forming anionic peroxidase-like. NCBI's taxonomy places the organism in Eukaryota, Viridiplantae, Streptophyta, Magnoliopsida, Malvales, Malvaceae. Gene Ontology annotation, molecular function: peroxidase activity; heme binding. Gene Ontology annotation, biological process: response to oxidative stress; hydrogen peroxide catabolic process. The record is from RefSeq and is a predicted model, not a curated record.